This is a messenger RNA of Sceloporus undulatus (fence lizard), 1621 nucleotides long. RefSeq names its product noggin-2-like. Gene Ontology annotation, biological process: dorsal/ventral pattern formation; negative regulation of cell differentiation; osteoblast differentiation. The coding region runs from base 595 to 1239 and encodes 214 amino acids. The record is from RefSeq and is a predicted model, not a curated record. NCBI's taxonomy places the organism in Eukaryota, Metazoa, Chordata, Lepidosauria, Squamata, Phrynosomatidae. The transcript has a single exon.
CCAAUCUCUAAAGGACUUUUCUUUUUCUCCAAAUGCUCUCACCCGCCAAAGGCUGUCAUCCAGUCUAGACAUCUUGUCGUGGGUCUAAGUCCAGCUGUCACCAUGGGGAUGGAGACUGGUCCGCUGUGAAUUUUUUGGGAGAGAGAGAGAGCGAGAAGAAGAGAAAAAGAAGGGGGGAAUAUUUAAAAGGAGAAGGGGAAGAAUCAGGUUGCCCUUUGGGGAGGCCUGCUUGAGAACAAGGGGCCCUUUGCCGCCUUCCCAUCGACCACCUUCUCUCAUCCUUCUCCUUGUCUGUUCCCUUCUUCUCUUCUUCUCCUCCUUUGCCUUUUUUUGCUCUGGCUCCCAGUGCCAAAGGGGGACCUUCUUCCAUGCGUCUGUCAUCUAACCCCUUGGCGAUCUAUUUAAAGCAAAGGCCGGCAUUGGACUUUGUCUCCGGCCCUAUUUAUGAACCCCUCGGACUUGGCAAGUAGGACCAGGGAGCAUUAACUCCCGGCUUUGGAACAAUUGGCGCAAGGGAAGGAAGGCCAGCGACGGCGGUGCCAACCUGUGGCUUGGCGUCUUCUGCAAGUGUUGGCGGCGUGGCCUGUGGAGAGCAUGAAGGUCUCCCAGGCUCUCCUGAUCUACUCUUCCUUAGUGGUCCUCUGGCGACCCGGCAUUGGCCAACCCUACCUCCGGCUGCGGCCUUCCCCUAGCGACAACUUGCCAGUCAAGGACAUCAUUGAGCAUCCGGACCCGGAGUAUGACCCGAAGGAGCAAGACCUGGACGACAGGACUUUGAGGAAAAAGCUGGGGAGCAAUUUCGACCCUCACUUCAUGUCAGUGGUGGCCCCAGCCCCUCAGGUCAACCUCUCCAUCUCCGACCCACUGCACAGGCUCAAGGGGCCUUUGCCCAACGAGCUCAAAAAGUUGGACCUUGGGGAGACCCCUUACGGGACCCGGCUCAAGAUGGGCAAGAAGGCUCGGCGGAAGUUCUUGCAGUGGCUCUGGGCCUACACCUAUUGCCCAGUGCUUUACACCUGGAAGGACCUGGGCAUCCGGUUUUGGCCCCGCUACAUUAAGGAAGGGAACUGCUUUGCUGAGAGGUCGUGCUCUUUCCCAGAAGGCAUGUACUGUAAGCCGGUCAAGUCGGUCACCAAGACCUUCUUGAGGUGGUACUGCCAAGGAUGGUCCAGGCAGAAGUAUUGCACUUGGAUCCCGGUGCAGUACCCGGUCAUUUCUGAAUGCAAAUGCGCCUGCUAGCCUGAGGGCAGCCCAAGAGACCGCUUGGUUCUUGUCUGUUGCUUGUGGAUCUGUGUGGAUUACCUUCAGGAGUCCUCAGCCGGAACCCGCUCCAGGGCCUUGAGGCAAGGUGGAGUUGGCCCUUUGUCCACCGAUCCCAUGAAGGGUCCCAUCACAACGGUCUAGGUCUUCUGCGGGUGCCUGGGAACGCUUUGCCACUUUCUUGGCAGAUGUGGCAGGUGCCCACCAACACUUUUGGCAACACCGAUGACUAAGGGAUUGGAUGUUAGAACCCAAGAACUUGGUGGUCUCAUGGUGAACCAUCUUCCUCUCCCAAGGGACUAAGGGAUUGGAUGUUGGAACCCAAGAACUUGGUGGUCUCAUGGUGAACCAUCUUCCUCUC